CAGUGGUCCGAGCACGGGGCUGAGCGCGGGACCGUGCGCGAAACCUAGGCCGGCCACGUAGCUAUGCGGGCAGAGGUUGUGGGAAUGUGCAAACACGUAAAUUAUGUUAAUGAACUAUGAAAAAGCGAAAACAUUGCUACGCAUUGGAAAACAACAACACCAACACGCGGACAGUGAAUAUAAUUGGGCAUAGGUAGCUAGGCAAGCUAAAUCGCAACAGUAGCUAGCGAGCUAGCUAGGUAUUUAAUAUUUGCACUCUCAAACCUUGCAACACUCGUUGCACGAGAUGAGGAAGAGGGCGCUCUCGUCAAGGAUCGCCGAUCUCGCCGCCGGCUGCUCCAACCAGACGGACCGGUUCCCCCGCCUCCCUGCCGGGUCCAGAGCCCGGUCGGUCUGAACCGCGAGAGAGAGCCGCCUGGUGCCGCACCAUGUCCUCGGAGAGUCGCUGCUGAGGAACGAGACCCGCUACAGUUCUCUCUCGCUCUCUCGCUCUCUCUCUCUCUGUCUCUGCAUCUCUGUGUCUCUCUCUCUCUUGUGGACUGAGUGCUAGCUGCAGGAGGAGAUGAACAGAUAGGGCUCUGUCCCUUGCUCCCCUGGUUGGCAUCGCACGCUCUUUCUUUGGAGACGCCGUUCAUUUUCCCCCCGAAAUCGUUCUCCCCCCCCUGCGGAGCGCAUGGAAACCCACUCGGGGUCAGAGUAGGGCUUUCUGUUUCUGGGGGAGGGGUGGGGUGGGGUGGUUUGGGCAGACCCCCGCCCCUCCAGGCGACACUUAGGGGGCGGAGGGUGCAGUUUGAGUAGUCGCAGUUUGGGGCGUUUCUCUCUCGUUUUCUCUUGUCUUUUUGCCCCUCAUGAAGUCCUGCCAGAGCCUGAAGGAGGAGGUUCCUCUGGCCCCCGGCGCGGGAGGGAUGCCCCAGGAGGAGGGCCCCAGGGCCCCGGGCCCCCAGGGGUACUACCACCAUCACCACAAGCUGGGCAAGUUGGGAGAGCAAGCUCCAGGCCCGGGGCCCCAGGCCCCGCAGGGCGGGCCGCCCCAGUACUACAGGGAGGGGGUGGCCUCCGCGCCCAACCCGGGGCCCCCGCCCGCCGCCCGGGACACCUCUGACGACACGGGGGAAUCGGAGGAAGAGGAGGAGGAUGACGAGGAGGAGGAAGAGGAGGACGAGGAAGAGGAGUUCAAGAGGGAGCAGAUCAUCGUGGAGGUGAACCUGAACAACCAGACGCUCAACGUCUCCAAGGGUGAGAACAAGCCCCCUCCCGCCCCCUCCUCCGACCCCGCGGCCAGGGUCAAGACCGGGAGCGAGGAGGAGGACGAGGAGGAGGAGGACGACGAGCAGGACACUCCUGACGAAGAGGAGGAGGAGGAGGAGGAAGAGGAGGAGGAACCGGAGGAGGAGGAGAACGAGAGCAGGAGGACGAGGGCCAAGAGGUCCCGGAGAGGAGGGCCCGCCCCGAACCGCCCGCGGAGGAAGACCCGGAGAGGCGGCACGGCCAGCGCCAGCACGGCCCUGCCGGGGGUCACCACCAGGGGGCGGCAGAGGAUGGCCGAGCCGGGGGCCAGGAAGCGGCGGGGGGCCCGGUCGAGCUCGGCCCCCGGGGGCCCGCCCGGCGGAGCGGGGAAGGACGAGGAGCGCGAGACGCUGGCGUGCGAGAAGUGCCCGCGCGUCUUCAACACCCGCUGGUACCUGGAGCGGCACAUGAGCGUCACGCACCGCCGCAUGCACAUCUGCGACAAGUGCGCCAAGAAGUUUGUCCUGGAGAGCGAGCUGGCGCUGCACCAGCAGACCGACUGCGAGAAGAACAUUCAGUGCGUCUCCUGCAGCAAGUCUUUUAAGAAGCUGUGGUCCCUGCACGAGCACAUAAAGAUCGUGCACGGCUACGCCGAGAAGAAGUUUGCCUGUGAGAUUUGCGAGAAGAAGUUCUACACCAUGGCUCACGUGCGCAAGCACAUGGUCGCUCACACUAAGGACAUGCCCUUUACCUGCGAGACCUGUGGCAAGUCAUUCAAGCGCAGCAUGUCUCUGAAGGUGCAUUCACUGCAGCACUCGGGGGAGAAGCCCUUUCGCUGUGAGAACUGUGACGAGAGGUUCCAGUACAAGUACCAGCUGCGGUCCCACAUGAGCAUCCACAUCGGACACAAGCAGUUCAUGUGCCAGUGGUGCGGCAAGGAUUUCAACAUGAAGCAGUACUUCGACGAGCACAUGAAGACGCACACAGGAGAGAAGCCGUUCAUCUGUGAGAUCUGCGGGAAGAGCUUCACCAGCCGGCCCAACAUGAAGCGGCACCGGCGCACGCACACAGGCGAGAAGCCGUACCCCUGCGACGUGUGCGGCCAGCGCUUCCGCUUCUCCAACAUGCUCAAGGCCCACCGCGAGAAGUGCUUCCGGGUCACCAGCCCCGUCGACCUGCAGCCGGCCGGCCUGUCCCUGCCCCUCCACCUCCCCGCCCCGGCCCCGGCCCCCUCCUCGUCCUCCGCCGCGCCCUCCUCCUCCGCCCCCUCGCCGGCCAGCCCCGCCGCCCCCGCGCACCUGGGCCCCCUCCCCCCGCCCCGGGCGGGGCCGCACGGCUUCUCCCACCUGCACCUGCACUCGCACCCCGCCCACGCCCACGCCCACCCCCACCCCCACCCCCACCACCACCACGGCCACGCGCCCGCGCCCCACCACCCCGCCCCCCACCACAUGGCCGCGCCCCCCGUCUCGCACCUGCCGCCGCCCCCCGCCCUGUUCAAGAGCGAGCCCCUCAACCACCGGGGCCAGGAGGACAGCUACCUGCGUCACAUGGGACCCCCCGACAAAGGCACAGGCACCCCCCAGCACCACUGAACCCCUCCCCCCCACGGAGAAAUAUAUACCAAUGUAUACUUACGGAUAUGCUACCGUUAUCAUGUGCGUCUUUCCUUUCUUCCCUUGCUGAAAUGGCCUUCUCACAGUGUUAACUGACAUUGCGGAAAUGUUGAGGAAUGAGCCCAUGUGUUCGCUGAGGGCCUGCGCGUGUGUGUCUGUAUGUCUGUAUGUGUGUGUGUGUGUGUGUGUGUGUGUGUGUGUGUGUGUCCGGACACGUGGAGGAAGAAGUUGCUACCAGCUAUCAUGAACGUGAGGCUGUGCCAUGGGUAUCAUCUGGUAACUUUGUGCAAGGGUUGCUUGGUUAGGACCCUUUUUUUGUUUUAUCUCAGAGCAGAUGACCAACCUGCUCAGUUCUGUCUGCUACAAACACACGAUGGGGGGGGGGGCCUUGUCCAGAAUCCUGCCUUUCCCUCACCCCUCUGCUUUUUCACUCCGCGUACACUUGCGUGUGUCUGCUCGUACACAAUUAACAUUCUACGGUCAUUGUUUUCAGAACCCAAAAAUAUGGCGAGUCUGUGUGCCCGUCUACCAAACCUUGGUAGUCACGCUGUUCACUUUGUGUGUUAGCCCGGCAACUCCACGCCAAUAGCCUACCAAUAUUGUUUUGCACUUUAACCGGCUUUCAAGGCAUUCUCCCUUUCGGUAGUACACGUUUCCCCGUCUUCUCAACACCACGUCACAGCACUGUACCGAAACACUAACACCACAGUGUGGCAGACUGUUCUCCUGGCCGUGUUCAGUAUGAAGAUCUGCAGAUUAGGCUACUUAGGGGGGCAGGGCAUUGCCGCAAAAGAGCAUGCGUGCUCAGGCCCACCUACCCUGCGUGAAUUUUUUCUCAUGAAUAACUAAGUAAAUGUUUAGGAUAGUUUUGCAGAGUUGCCGUCAGAAUCACCAUGGCGACUGUUUGCAUGCUGGAAGGGGGGCCGGGUGCAUCCCAGAGCGGUUGACUGCAGAACAGGAAACGGUGUCGUGACCGGAGUGGGGGAAGGAAGUCACUGAUUCACAAGGCGCGUCUGUUUAUUCGUUAUUGGGAAUUUGUGCUAUUGUAACGUAUAGACUAACUGACAACUCAAUUCUUGUUUCAAAUAUUAUUCCAUAAUAAGACCGAACGCAUUACUUGUUUUUGUUUUGUUUUUGAUUAACGUCACAUUACCUUGGGCAGUGACCUGGAAGGAUCAUAUAACCGGUAGGGGGCAAGAUCUGAUGAAAGGGGGCAAGAGCAAUUCUCUUGCCUAAGUGCCCGUCGCAGUAAUGAUCUCUUAAGGGUAAGGACGCUGCCUUGGUGUGGAAUUACUGUGUAGUUGUAGAUUUACUAAGUCGGUGCAUUAUUCUGGUUUAAGUAUUCCUGAGACUUCCUAAAUUGGUGCAGGCUCGAUCACGUCAUGCUGCUCGUCAUCCGUUUCCACAUUGGAUGCUAAGGCUUUGACUGCUGCUCCCAUUGGCCAAGUGCAGGCUACUCCUUCUGGAAGGUUCUGUGCACUAAUGCUGCUGAGGUUUUUUUUUUGUUUUUUUUGCUAAGCUGCGAGAGGGAGCAACUAGGACUGACAGAACUGGAUUGUGAACACGCUUGCAGUGCAGGAUUAUUGGUUAGCGUAGCGGCAGUCAUGACCACUGGCCUGUAUCUUGAGUUAUGAAACAAAUGCACGCACAUACUCUCUCUCACAGACACUCACACACACACACACACACACACACACACACACACACACACCAACCCUCAGCUACUCAGGUCCUCACAACUUUGGCAUUUUACAUUUCCAGUAGUAACUGGUACCUCUGCUAACUAUGACAUGACUGUUCUCAUUGAUGCCAGGAGCAAGGUGGGAAACACACACUGGUGUGUGUGUGUGCACACUCGCACUCACUCAGGUGCAGCAGUUACGGGGCGGGAUUUCUGUAUUAUGGCGACGUAUCGCUGUAACCGAGAGGCUUCUGUGUAAGAUCCUUUUCUGAGACCACAGCAGUAACCGAUAACGGCAUAACUCACCCCGUCUCUUUCAUUGGCUGAUCUGAGCCAGGUUCUCUCACCAGACACGACUGCUGCGACUGCUGUAUAGAUUAGGGCUGCACGAUAUGAGGAAAACAUGCGACGCGCAGCGGCGUUGUUGAAUAUUGCGAUGGCAAUGUGACUUGCGAUAACUAAGGAAAUGCUGAAGUGCGCACAGUUCUGCUUCAGGUACACUGCUAACGUAGACCCCAGACAAUUAAUGCAUUAAAUCCAGUAUGCUUUUAUUGAACAAAUUGCACCUGAACAGCCAACAGAACAUCGAUUUAGAUGAAUACUAUUCAUCGCAAUUCAAACAGUGUUUUGCCAUGUUCGUAUCUCGAUGACUGUAAAUAUGAUGCAUCGUGCAGCCCUACUUCAGAGCAGUCAUUCAAACACGUUUUCCACACGGAAGCUCUCUUGGGGUUCACACACACACACACGCGCGCACACACGCCAUACACCACACACACAUAUACACACACCGCUGACAGAUAAAGAAGCGCAUCCAUUUAGUUUAAAUCUUGCUGAAUGAGAACUAAAGCAACAAGUGGCUGUGGGACAUUAAGUGUGUGGGGUUUUUUUUUGUCAAAGUAAUGCAGUCUGAAACAUUCUCAGAGACCUGAGAAAUGUCUGGUGAAACUGGCCUGGAGGGGGGAGAGAGUAUGGUAUAUACUGUAUCUAACGCACUCAUAUUUUACUUUUAUUUGUAUUGAUACGUUUAUUAGCGCUUUUUUUUUUCCAAUUAAAUGUAUUUAGCUGUGUGCAAAGGUUCCUUUGUUGCAUAACAGAUUUAAAGAAAAAAUAUAAAAGCAAUCCCGUUCCUGUCAUUUCAGUUGUCAUCGUUCUGGCGAAAUUUAAUGUGAUCCAAGCGGGUGAGGCAGUGAAGUUUGGGGAAUGGGCAGCACGAACCCCGGCUCUGUGCCUUUCACCCACGUGUCAUUUUCCAGAACCUUCUGGAAGUUCUUGGGUUAAAGUGCACGUGUGUGUGAGAGAGCUUGUGUGUGCGCAGGUGUGUGUGUGUUUGUGUGAGAGAGUGCUUGUGUGUGCGCAGGUGUGUGUGUGCGUGUGUGUGAGAGCUUGUGUGUGUGUAUGUGAGAGCUUGUGUGUGUGUGCGUGUGUGUGUGUGAGAGAGCUUGUGUGUGCGCGCAGGUGUGUGUGAGAGAGAGAGCUUGUGUGUGUGCAGGUGUGUGUGUGUGUGAGAGAGAGCUUGUGUGUGCGUGCAGGUGUGUGUGAGAGCUUGUGUGUGCGCAGGUGUGUGUGUGUGUGUGUGUGUGAGAGCUUGUGUGCGUGCAGGUGUGUGUGUGUGAGAGAGAGAGAGCUUGUGUGUGCGCAGGUGUGUGU
Molecule: messenger RNA, 6171 nt
Organism: Conger conger (European conger)
Lineage: Eukaryota; Metazoa; Chordata; Actinopteri; Anguilliformes; Congridae
Gene: znf652
Product: zinc finger protein 652
Exons: 6
Coding region: 849-2822 (657 amino acids)
Biological process (GO): regulation of transcription by RNA polymerase II
Cellular component (GO): nucleus
Molecular function (GO): RNA polymerase II cis-regulatory region sequence-specific DNA binding; DNA-binding transcription factor activity, RNA polymerase II-specific
Source: RefSeq, a predicted model, not a curated record